This is a messenger RNA of Austrofundulus limnaeus, 4226 nucleotides long. RefSeq names its product docking protein 6 (gene dok6). The record is from RefSeq and is a predicted model, not a curated record. Gene Ontology annotation, biological process: cell surface receptor protein tyrosine kinase signaling pathway. Gene Ontology annotation, cellular component: cytoplasm. Lineage: Eukaryota; Metazoa; Chordata; Actinopteri; Cyprinodontiformes; Rivulidae.
AGAGUAGCUCUGUCUCCAUCCAGUAAACACGCUGGACUCGGGUCCUUCUGCCGGUCCUGUGUAUGUCCCCCACCCCCCUCUCUCCUCCGGGGGAUGGUGUGGUCCAGGAAGCGCGCGCCUCUGCUCGCCUCUUCUCUCCUCCCCGGCUGAGGCGCAUCAGCAGACUGAAUGGUAUCUCCCUCCUCUCCUCUCCUCUCCUCUCUCCCCCCGGAUGGAUCGCACCGCUCGACCGCCGCCAGCCCGAGCGCUGUAGCCGACGCCGGAGCAGCCUGGACCGGCUCCUGUUGGACGCCGCACCCGGACCCACCGUCAACUCGAAGGCUCUCCCUCUCUCUCUCUCUCGCCACUCGAACCGAGGAAGGCUGAACCCGCUUCGCACAGGAAGCCGCCCGCUCCCCCUUCCUUUCCCCCCCACCAUGGCUUCCAACUUCAACGACAUAGUGAAGCAGGGCUACGUGAGGAUACGGAGUAAGAAACUGGGGAUCUUCAGGAGGUGUUGGCUGGUGUUCAAGAAGGCCUCCAGUAAAGGACCCAGACGGUUAGAAAAGUACCCCGAUGAGAAGGCAGCCUUCUUCAGGAGCUUUCACAAGAGCACUGAGCUCAGUAACGUCAAGAACAUUACCCGGAUGCCACGGGAGACAAAGAAACACGCUGUCGCUAUCAUCUUCUGCGAUGACACGUCCAAGACAUUUGCCUGCGAAUCAGAGCUGGAUGCAGAGGAAUGGUGCAAGCUGCUGUGCCUGGAGUGUCUGGGCACCCGCCUGACGGACAUCAGCCUGGGAGAGCCGGACCUGUUAGCAGCGGGGGUGCAGCGGGAGCAGAACGAACGUUUCAACGUGUACCUCAUGCCCACCCCUAACCUGGACAUCUACGGAGAGUGCACCAUGCAGAUCACCCAUGAGAACAUCUACCUGUGGGACAUUCAUAACGCCCGCCUCAAGCUGGUCAUGUGGCCUCUCAGCUCCCUGCGCCGAUACGGCCGAGACUCCACCUGGUUCACGUUUGAAUCUGGCAGGAUGUGUGACACAGGAGAGGGUUUGUUUACGUUCCAGACGCGAGAGGGGGAGAUGAUCUACCAGCGGGUCCACUCGGCCACGCUGGCCAUCGCCCAGCAGCACGAGAGGAUGAUGGAGGAGAUGGAGAAGAGUUCCCAGGGAGUGGUGGAGAAGAAAGACUAAAAGACAGAGAAGCCAGGCUGCUGAUGACUUUCAUCCCCCGAGCGCAGACGUUCCCCAGCUUUCUGUCUGAUGAGCCUGAGCAGGAGGAGAGCCACCAGCAGGAAGAAGCACCAUCGCCCUCUAGUGGUUGUGAAUCAAGUUGYAGCCUCAGACCGCUUCAAUGACAGUGAGCAGCUCGAGCAACUGUGGACACUUUUCCCAUUUACUGUAGAUUCAGAAGUCUGUACACUGACAUGUAACAUAUUGUUUCUUGGUGAGGCUUCUAAACAACGACUCUAGACUGGGUGGUCCUUGGAAAGGACUCCGGGGGGCUGAUGAUUGCAACCUGUUUUGUGUGACUGCAGAGGGAACGACUGCACCAAAAUAUUGUGAUUUAAAGUGUUUUAUGUCUUCAUUACUUUAUUCUUUCCCUUUAAAAAAAGCACUUGGAUUAAAAAAAAAUGAAAAAUUUAAAACUAACUUAAUGGUCUCAAUUUUUAAAAGAGGUUUCGGUUCCAAAGUUGAUAAAAUUACAUCAUGCUCGGUCCAACAAUGUGCUGCCUCAGCGACCGGUUUCGAGAGAACCUCCACCAGUUUUGACACAUAAUCCUCCCACGCUGAACUGCACCCCUGCGUUCUCCCAAGAAUGUGAAAUCGAUCAUCGCCUUACGCCGGAGUGGUUUGACGUCGAUGGCAGUGAUGAAUCAGCGAAAGCCCCUAAUCGGCUACAAGCGGCAAAGAAAAGGCAGAAGUCAUUCAGAAAUGUGCUCCGAGGACAGAGGGGCGUAUCGCCACGUCGCAGAUGAUAAAAGGGCAACCCUCUCACAUCCUCUGCUUUAAACUGCUCGCAUUAACUUUCACUAGACUAAAUUGACUUUAAUAGCUCCCCGGCUUUACCUGGCAUAUCCAUCAGAAGGAACGAAUAUGAUGUUCUUUAGCAAAAGGUGGAGAAAAAAAGUGAUCUGAUGAGAUGAGGUGUGCAGAACGGAGUGAAAUUUGGCAUUUGGAUCAAAUUAACAAACAUGUAGAUGGAUACUUGUCAUUUAGUUGUUUUACUAAGUUUUUUGUGUCAAUUUUACCAUCUGAUACUGUAUUUCAUAGAAGAGUUCAUCCCAGUGGGGGUGUACCACAGUGUUGAUAAAAGAUGGAUGAAGGCUACAGUUUAGGAAAAUGAAGCAACUGUCAAGUGCCUUAAAUUUGACCUCUGUUUUGAUAACGUCAAAACAAGCCAGAUGGUGUUUGGGUCCAUCAGAACACUUUUUUUUUGUUUUGAAGUUUCAUCUCCGUAAAUGUUUUCUUAAUCGAGUUUAAGCACCAGUAAACCACAAGAUUAUGACCACUGACAGGCGAACAGCAAACAUUCUGCUGAGAGUACAUUGUCAUUCUGAGGUGCAUGGCCUGCAAAUAUUCAUGUGACGGGAUCUGAUGGCAACCCAACAAUAGAUGGUCGAAAAAUAAAAAAAAUUAAAUUAAAUUAGUGAGCCAAAAUCCAGGACACCUAUCAGUGUGACUCUGACUGGUUYGUUAUGAUGGAAAAAAGUUGGCAAGUGGUCAUAAUGUUAUGGCGGUUGAGCAGUACWGUCCCACAAAGAGUAAAACACAUAGGACCCAUAGCUAAAAUGUGUCAGCGCCAAUUUUAUAAUAGCAAGUUGCUAAUGUCUGUGUGAGCUCAGUCAGAUCCACAUUUUAAAUUUUUGUUUAAAAAAAACUAUCAAAAUUAAAACUGAACUGAUGGCCUCAACAUGUAGAACUGAUACUUUGUCCUCAUGGUUGCCUUUCAGUCCAGCACCACCAAUUUGGUUUUAACAGCAGUGUCGUUGGCCGCCAGUUUUACACUUUGUAAAGAAAACAUCUAAAAUUCACCAUUUGUACAUUUUUUUAGAGCAAAAUCAUGUAUAGAUUGAACAAGAAACAUUUAACUUGUUAAUAAUUYAUCUUUAAAGUUGUUUGUGCCCAAACUGUUAGCUAUAAAAACAGGCUAGCUGUCUUUUUUGUCGUUUGUCACAAUGCUCAGUUUUAGCUCAUUACUCUACAAACAGGUUUAUUUUUACUUUUUUCAGAAACAAAACAAAAAACAUAAAAAUAAAAAAGUGUCUGCCAAAAUGUAAAAAAUAACUUCUUUUCAAAAAGUAACUAAUUCCUGUUCUGUUAGCAGCAAUAUGUGCUAGCAAAAAAAAAAAAAAAAAUUAGCAGCGUAGCUAAUACGGCAGCAAGUCUAUUAAACUUAAUUUUUUUUUGAUGCAUGACUGAUAUUUAACUGUAUAUACACACGACCCCUGCRAUAAUGACCCAAUAAUCGAUGUAAUAAGUGCCUUCUGAUGCUGACCGCAGUGACAAACAACCAAAACAGGUUUUGUUUCCUGCCUUCCAAACAGCGACGGAAAGUCUUCAGUUUUCAUGAACGUCUGUGGACUCCUGCUAAUUAAGUUCAACACUUCCUGCCAUCAGACACUUGUAAAAGCAAAGGUUCACUUUUUGUUUUCCAGAUUUUUCAAAGGGGACAUUUCACAAAAUAACUAAUUAAAACAAAUUUUCAUGGACAGUCAGAUGUAGGCAGCAAAGCAGCUUUUUGUGGAUUUUUCUGUCUAGAGGUACACUAUAGUAUUCCCAAGGAGCUGGACAUGUACAAGCACAUUUUGUCUUAAAUUUACAUUUGACAGUGGCUAUUUUAUGUUGUAUUCAUAUAAAACAAUCAAGCAUAAUAUCUGACUGUUGUUAGCCUGCAUUCUGGGGCUGUAAGACAGUUCUUGAUGCAUUCGAUCACAUCUAUAACCUGGUUUUAUUGAGUUGAACUCAAUUGUGGUUAACUGUGUGUAAAUUAGUCCACCUACUUUUGUAGUUACUGAAAUGAACGAAUGUUCUAGCUGAUUGUGCUCGAUUUUUGUUUAUUGUAGCGUUCCACUUGUUGAAGUCACACUUUGUUCCAAUAUGAUUGUUUUGGUACAAUUUUUUUUUUGUUCUAUAUGUUAAUAGCACUUUGAAUACAAGAGCGUAGGACUGCAGUUUUCACUAAAUGUACAUAUGAAAUGUUUUAACGAUUAAGGGUAAUAAAUUGAAUGUUCUCAAGUA